AUCACAGUUCAGUAACAGCACUGAUCGUCACUAUAUUCCAAACUCAAGGAGGACAAGGACCUAGUCGAGAAACAAUAAUGAAUACUUUCAAGCUAUUGUGUUUGGUGGGCCUUUUGGCAGUCACUGCCCAGGCCAAUCAAAAUCACCAACACCAAUCGCAAAAACUAAAACCAAGCCAGUGGUUCUCGGCCAAAAAAUUGGCAGAAUGUCCCUCUGUUGAUGACUUAUCCGUUGAAAGUUUGGAGAAUAUGUCGUUGGAAGAAGGUGCCGAGGCAUUGCGUACAAUUUACCAUGUUUCCCACAUCAACUAUGACAUGAAGCCCUCGUACACCCCAAAUCCCAGCAGCAUUCAGGUGACACUUUUCAAGAGCAAUGGUGAGCAGGAGACCACAACAUUGGACAAAAUGGCCUCAACUGCCAAGAAAUGGUCCCACUUUGGCAAACAAGAGAUUACCAUUUACAUUACCGGUAUUCCCGCUCAAACGGAGACUGUGCACAAGGCCAACAAGGAACUGGUUGAGGCUUAUGUUGAACGUUAUCGUCAUCGUGCCUCCAAGACUGAGGAACAAAAUCCCAAUACCGGCAAUUUGGUGAUCAUUGACUUGGGUGACCAAUUGUCCAACUCCAAACGCUUUGCCAUGUUAGAUGUCGAAGAGACUGGUGAAAAGAUUGCCGAAUGCAUUGCCGAUUUGAUUGAAAAAUGCCAAGUCCCAAGCAACGUUGUUCACAUUGUGGCCCAUAGCGUUGCCGCCCAUGUGGCCGGUGCCGCAGGCGAGGCAUUUGAACGUAAUACCGGAGAACAAUUCAGCCGUAUCACUGCCUUGGAUCCCUCUAAAAUCUAUGCCGAGGACUCUCAAUGUUUAACCGGACUGGCUCGUGGUGAUGCUGAAUUUGUUGAUGCCAUCCACACUUCGGCCUGGAGCAUGGGCACCACCCGCCGUGUUGGUGAUGUUGAUUUCUUCCCCAACGGUCCAUGCCGUGGUGUUCCCGGUACCACAAAUGUUAUUGAGGCCACCAUGCGUGCUGUCCAUCUUUAUGCCGAAUCCGUACGUCCAGGACAUGAACACAACUUCCCCGCCGUUGAAGAUCGUUCGGUGGAGAGUUAUAAGAACUAUGGCUGUGGCAAACGCGUUCACAUGGGUCUCGCCGUCGACAAGAAGGCCAAGGGUGAUUUCAUCCUGCAAGUCAAUGAACAACGUCCCUUCGGCCAAAGAGCUCCUGCUAAACAUAAUAAGGAGUGCCACAGCACUCAUAGACAUUCCUCCAACUGGUCUUCGAAUAAAAACUAAAUUGGAUGGAAGGUGAAACAAAAACGGACGUAUCCAAAGAGAUAAUGUUGAAAAAAUAGGACAUUUCGAAAUUAUGUUUUGUAUUUUUAUAUAUAAAUAAAUUGUUGGCAUUGAAAACGAA
Molecule: messenger RNA, 1410 nt
Organism: Musca domestica (house fly)
Lineage: Eukaryota; Metazoa; Arthropoda; Insecta; Diptera; Muscidae
Product: vitellogenin-1
Exons: 3
Coding region: 78-1289 (403 amino acids)
Molecular function (GO): lipase activity
Source: RefSeq, a predicted model, not a curated record